AUGCCACCAUCCGCACGUCUGCUAACGUCAUAUGCAGCUCCAAUUGAUAGUGCCAGUUACGCCCGCAGUGUUCGUGAAGACACUGCCGAGCUCGCUUCCUAUGUGCUCGCAGAUAAGAAGGAUAAGAGAAACGCCUCGUUCCUGAGGCGGAGGACGUCUGGCUCCUCGUAUGGCGAUCGUGAGAACUUCUCCCCCUAUCGAGGAGAACAGCAUACGGCUAGUGGCGAAGGAAUUACCGAGGUGUCGGAGCCCUCAUCGCCCGACAGUGCUAUCGAAGACAUACCCGACGAUGGUCCCUCAAUUCUAUCGAGCAUGCUGAAACAUUCUCCCCCCAAGAUCGACUACGCCUCAGAAGCCGACGAUUCUUCGACGAACGGAAAUGCAGACAAUGGCAAAAGAAAAACCAACCGGCGCCCGGAGAGCGCCAACGGUUCAAUGGCAGAAAUAAACGUUGACGGGGCUUCUGAGCAUACGCCUCUGUUGGGACGAACCAUGUCGAGCUAUUCGAGACCGCCGGAAAGCCCAAGCAUGAGCGAUGCGGACGAUCUUAGUGAUGUCGAGAGCCAGAAACCAAGGAUGGACCAAUCCUACCGUCGCUAUGGAAGCAUCAGAGAAAGGGCCAGAGACAAGGUUCGAGUUGUUUCCCAUUUCGUGAAUCCCAAAUCCUGGGACAGACACGCAAUAUGGCAGAAUGCCGUAAUGGCCCCAAUUCACUGCCUACCAGCUGUCGUUGUGGGCCUGCUCCUCAACAUACUGGACGCAUUAUCAUAUGGCAUGAUCUUGUUUCCUCUUGGAAACCCUGUAUUUGCAAAUCUGGGUCCUGCAGGUAUUUCCAUAUUCUACGUCAGCACAAUCAUCUCGCAGCUCGUUUUCUCCGCUGGCAGUAUUUUCAAAGGUGGCAUUGGGUCCGAGUUGAUCGAAGUCGUGCCGUUCUUCCACAGUAUGGCCGGUACGAUUACUUCCAUUGUCGGCGAAGAAAACCCAGACGCCGUCAUUGCAACGACAAUCACGUCAUAUGCACUCAGCUCCAUGCUGACUGGUCUCAUUUUCUGGCUCAUGGGCAAGUUCCGAUUGGGAUACAUCAUCGGCUUCAUCCCUCGCCACAUCCUCAUUGGUUGCAUCGGCGGAGUCGGAUGGUUUCUUAUCCAGACUGGUUUCGAAGUCUCCGCACGCUUGGAAGACUUCCAAUACGAUUUAGACACUCUUCAUAGACUCGGACAGAGCGACACUCUGGCUCUGUGGAUUAUCCCACUUGCACUCGCCAUUCUCCUUUUUGGUCUUCAGCGGAAGAUCACAUCUCAAUAUUUCUUAUCCGUUUAUAUCCUUAUGAUACCCUUUGUUUUCUACUUUUUUGUCCUCACCAUAGACGAGCUUGAGCCAGAAAACUUGAGGGAACAUGGUUGGAUUUUCGAAGCGCCAAACGAAGGAGAGCCUUGGUGGCAUUUCUGGACCUUGUAUAAAUUCAAUCUCGUCCACUGGGGCGCCGUUUUCGAAACCACCGGAGCCAUGUUUGCGCUUACAUUCUUCAGCCUAUUACAUGUGCCCAUUAAUGUGCCGGCCCUGGCACAGAGCACAGGAGAGGAUAACGCAGACUUGAACAAAGAGCUCAAGCUCCACGGUUAUUCCAACUUCCUCUCCGGUUGCGCUGGUAGCAUACAGAAUUACCUGGUAUAUGCCAAUACCUUGUUCUUCAUGCGCUCCGGUGGUAAUAGUCGGCUUGCAGGUGUUAUGCUUGCUGCCCUGACAGCAGUCGUUCUAGUCAUUGGCCCAAAGCUUAUUGGCUUUAUCCCUGUCAUGAUGGUCGGCACGCUGAUCUUUGUACUUGGUUUUGAGUUGUUGUGCGAUGCGCUAGUAGCACCGAGACACAAGCUCAAGGGCCUUGAAUAUCUCACAAUUCUCGCAAUUGUCCUCACCAUGGGUAUCUACGACUUUGUUGCUGGAAUCUUCCUUGGCAUUAUUCUUGCUUUUGCGUCUGUGAUUGUGCAUCAAUCCGGAGUGUCCGCAAUUCGAGCCUGCUACACUGGCGAUCAAGUCGAUUCAAUGGUUCGAAGGAAUCCGUCCCAGCACCAUUACUUGCAAGAAGUUGGUCGGCAAACCUAUAUCAUCAAACUUGUAGGAAAUCUCUUUUUUGGCACAAUUGUCGGUGUGCAAGAAAAGAUCCGUGCCCUAAUUGCGGAUAAUGUUUUUGCGGAACAUCCCAUCAAGUACUUGAUCAUCGACCUGUGGCAAGUCACUGGCAUUGACUAUUCGGCUGCAGAGGGCUUCAUGACAAUCAGUCGAUUGCUCCACAAAAAGGGAGUUAUACUACUCAUCAGUGGCAAGGAUGCCGAAAGCAAGAUUGGUCGAGACCUGCGUGCUGUCGGUCUUGGAAACGACGGGCCGGAAGUCAUGUUUAUGCCUGAUUUGAACUCGGCCCUCGAGAGUUGCGAGAAUGAGCAAUUAAAGACAUUCUAUGCCCACCAAGAGGCACUACGGCGAGUUGAGCGCCCGGCGUCGGCCAAGAAUCUCGAAGUCCCUAGCCCAAGGAAAACAGUCCAGUCUCUCGAACCGGGAGAGUUCUUGUCAGAAUCGCCACGACGAAAUUACCGGCAAGAAGUUGCCAAGAAUGUUUUGGUAGAGCAUGAACUGAAGCGGGCCUCCAGAUGGCGGAAUAUCAACGAGCCUCUUCGACUCAUGCUUCAAAUUUUCCACGACCUCAGCGACAAGAAUGAAGACUUCUGGUUCCGGGCCAAGCCGUAUUUCGCCCAGAAAGAGUAUCCUGCAGGUACCAUCUUGUACAAGAGGGGCGAGCCGGCGAGUGGGUUUUAUCUGCUCGAAAGAGGCGAACUGCGAGCCGAUUAUGAAACACCGCAAGGAAAACUUUCAGAGCCGAUUGUUCAAGGCACAACCUGCGGUGAAUUGCCCUUCUUCUCGCAAACAAACCGCACUGCGACCGUUCAGGCUGUCAGGGACUGUGUCGUGUGGGUCAUGGAUAGAGAGAGCUGGGAAAAGUUGCGCCAAGAGCAGAAUGACGUCUAUCAGGAGCUCUUGAGCAUAUCGCUGAAGCUCACGACAGAGCGGAUGAAUGCCAUGACCAACUAUACUCUAGCAAACGCCAAUUGA
Pestalotiopsis fici W106-1 is the source of this 3102-nucleotide messenger RNA. RefSeq lists its product as uncharacterized. NCBI's taxonomy places the organism in Eukaryota, Fungi, Ascomycota, Sordariomycetes, Amphisphaeriales, Sporocadaceae. Gene Ontology annotation, cellular component: membrane. Bases 1 to 3102 code for a protein of 1033 amino acids. The transcript is spliced from 5 exons. The record is from RefSeq and is a predicted model, not a curated record.